Arabidopsis arenosa is the source of this 1378-nucleotide messenger RNA. The record is from the annotation of a GenBank genome assembly. NCBI's taxonomy places the organism in Eukaryota, Viridiplantae, Streptophyta, Magnoliopsida, Brassicales, Brassicaceae.
CACACCCAUCGAUUUGUGAGUUUCAAUUUCUAAUUGCUUCCCAAUGGCGUCGUCUGGAUCGGCCGACGAUGAUUUCCAGUCUCGCGUUGCGAAGAUCUUCGGAUCUCUCCCCUUCUCUUGUCCUUCGUCUUCCAAGUUUUCUACGUCUUCUGCUCCGGCGUCGCGGCAGCAAUCGGGGUCGGUGUGGACUCUCUCCGAUACACAAGUAGAGAAGCGGGAAUGGAAGCGAGAUUCGUACGAUAGAGACGAGAUUCCUUGUGUUUCAUCGUUCGAUGAGCUGUUGAGACAACAAAGGAUCUCGAGCUCUGCUCGGAAGCCUUUAGAGGAUGAUCUCAAAGAUAUCGAUUGCGGCGAGGAUUUUGAUGGUGAGUGGAGUAUCAGAGCCUCCAUGGGACUUGACCGCACUCUCGAUGACGAGGCAGAGGAAGAUGAGUAUGAUAAAGUCGCACUAGGGAAAGAGAAUGACGGUGAAGGCUUGUCUAUGAAAGAUGCCCUUUCAAAACGGGAUCCUCGUGCUAACUAUGUUGCUGCAAGAAUUAGGCUGAAGGAAGACGGAAUCGAGGCCAACAAGUUUAAUACUUCUGCCAGUCAACCUGCGAAAAGCAAAGAGCCACGCGCAGAAGAAUCAUCCGAAGCUGUGCCGCGAAAACCUAUACUCAAAAGGAAGGAGAAUAGUUCAGAAUCAGAAGCAAGGACAAGUAAGCGAGUCAGGUUUGAUUUUGUGUCUGAAGAAACAUCAAAGAAACCUGAAGAUACUUGUUCAGCUUCUGUCUCCUCAACAAGCGUAUCUCAUCAGGGUAAAAGUGGUGCUCGGGUACCAGAUUACUUGCUAAAUCCUUCGAGUUACACCCGUUACAGCUUUGAUCCAUCUUGCGAAUUGAAUGAGAAGUCCCCAACAGGAGAAUACAUGGACACUCCCAAGGCUGUUGAAGGAUUAAAAACUCCAGAGUCAGAAUCAUUCUCAAAAGUCUCUUUUAUUCCACAGAAGAAGACCAAGGACGUAAGAGAAGACAGUAGUAACUGUAGUGAGACGAAGCCUGUUGUAGCUGGAGAGUUGGCAGAAGAAGAGAGACCAAGUGCAACAGAAGAUGGGGAUACUGAAGUAGGAGAAUCAGAGAGCUGCACCAGUUUCCAAAGGAAAGGUCGUCAAUAUCGUGCCAAGCGAAGUUUAGAUGAAACAGAUGUCUGAUCUUUCACAUACCAGUUGGUUGGAAAACGCUACACAGAGAUGAAGUUGGGGUCCAUGAGAUACAAACAUGUAGCAUCUUUUAGCAGUACAUGUAAGAUAUUUUUAAUUCCUGGACUUCUUUUUUACCUAAUUUAGAGACUAUAUUACAGCGAAUGUAUGGUAACAUAGUAAGAAACAGUUUACCUUUGA